GAAGAGCAAACUUUGUUCAUCUAUGAUAGCGUUCUUGUUAUGUCUAACCGGAUGUGCUAGAGAGCGUGUCGGGCAAAGAAUGUAUUCCAUAGACAAACUGUGUACGUUGCUGUAGACCCCUUUCCGGUAAAGUUGUUUUUGUGUAUGAGGCUAAACAGUACUCAUGGCGGAAGUGGAGGUAUUUGAGGAAGAGGUUUUACCAGCUGAAUCUGAGGCUAUGUUGGCUGUAGCACAGCCUGCAGAGUUACCAGAAAUUAAGUUGUUUGGCCGUUGGAGCUGUGAUGAUGUUCAGGUGUCAGAUAUGUCCCUUCAGGACUACAUUGCAGUCAAGGAAAAAAAUGCUAAGUACCUGCCACAUUCUGCAGGCCGAUACGCAGCCAAACGGUUCCGUAAGGCACAGUGUCCCAUUGUUGAACGACUCACAAAUUCAUUGAUGAUGCAUGGUCGCAACAACGGAAAGAAACUUAUGGCUGUCCGUAUUGUGAAACAUGCUUUUGAAAUCAUUCACUUACUGACAGGGGAGAAUCCAUUGCAAGUUUUGGUGACUGCUAUUAUCAACUCUGGUCCUAGAGAAGACUCGACCCGUAUUGGUCGUGCGGGUACUGUCAGGAGACAAGCUGUGGAUGUGUCACCACUAAGGCGCGUUAAUCAGGCUAUCUGGUUGCUGUGCACUGGUGCGCGAGAAGCAGCUUUCAGGAACAUCAAGACAAUUGCUGAAUGUGUGGCAGAUGAGCUCAUCAAUGCUGCUAAGGGUUCAUCAAAUUCAUAUGCAAUCAAGAAGAAGGAUGAGCUGGAACGUGUUGCAAAAUCGAACCGUUAA
This is a messenger RNA of Zootermopsis nevadensis, 820 nucleotides long. Its product is annotated as small ribosomal subunit protein uS7. Gene Ontology annotation, biological process: translation. NCBI's taxonomy places the organism in Eukaryota, Metazoa, Arthropoda, Insecta, Blattodea, Termopsidae. The record is from RefSeq and is a predicted model, not a curated record. Gene Ontology annotation, cellular component: small ribosomal subunit. Gene Ontology annotation, molecular function: structural constituent of ribosome; RNA binding.